GAAGUCAUUAAACGUCAGACGUCACUUGGUGGACGCCAUUGAUUCAGAAAACGUAAAUUUGUCUGCCGAGAAAAAUCAAGCUUCCAGGAAAACGUUUGAUCCGCGUGUAAAUUGAAUACCCACUUCACCAUGAGCAACGGCGGAGGAUUAGGCGGUGCUCGUCCGCCCCCCAGGAUUGAUGGCAUGGUCUCCCUAAAGGUGGACAACCUCACAUACAGAACCACACCGGAGGACCUGCGUCGUGUUUUUGAGCGCUGCGGGGAGGUAGGAGAUAUAUACAUACCCAGGGAUCGUUACACACGCGAGAGCCGUGGUUUCGCAUUUGUGCGCUUCUAUGAUAAACGUGAUGCCGAGGACGCACUAGAGGCCAUGGAUGGACGCAUGUUGGAUGGAAGGGAGCUCCGUGUUCAGAUGGCCCGCUAUGGUCGCCCUUCGUCUCCGACUCGCAGCAGCAGUGGGCGUCGUGGAGGUGGAGGAGGACCAGGUGGCGGCCGUCGCCGCUCUCGUUCUCGCUCCCCGAUGCGCCGACGCUCGCGCAGUCCACGCCGCCGUUCUUACUCGCCACGGUCUCGUUCCCGUUCGGCGGGCAGCCGCUCGCCGGAGCGCCGCUCCAAAUUCUCACGUAGUCCAGUGCGUGGCGACAGUCGCAAUGGGGUAGGAGGUGGAGGAUCGGGACUGGCCGCAUCUGGUUCCCGCAGCCGCAGCGGCUCCUAAAUAAGAUUAAAACGUUCCAAUUGUGGAAGUGCGAGACGUUUCUCGCUGACAAAGCCGGAUUCCGUUGCCGUGUCCGGAUCCGUGGCUUCACAUCCUGUGUCAUGCUGUACCCGAACAGCAGGUAUACAAACCAUUGAACAGUCUUACACUUUACACAACUAUUUAUAGCGAACUAUUUUAAGUUUCGGCGGAAAAACAAAACGGUAGAGAGAACGCAUGAUUAUGGUGAGGGGUCAGCACCCGCAUCUGGCGGAUAUCCCUCGAUAACUGGUUCUUUCCAAUUAGGCUUUUGAUAACACUUAGUAGCAUAGUAGAGAUGCUUGAACAAAACAAAAACUUAACAAAAUAAACUCGAUUUAACACGCAAA
Molecule: messenger RNA, 1082 nt
Organism: Drosophila bipectinata
Lineage: Eukaryota; Metazoa; Arthropoda; Insecta; Diptera; Drosophilidae
Gene: SC35
Product: SR family splicing factor SC35
Biological process (GO): positive regulation of mRNA splicing, via spliceosome
Cellular component (GO): spliceosomal complex
Molecular function (GO): RNA binding
Source: RefSeq, a predicted model, not a curated record